UCGGCAGAUACCAUCAGCCUCGUCAUCUACCCCAAAACAUCUACAAUAUCGACACCGACUUCAACAUACCAUUCUCUAUAGUACCACUUACGAGAGUUCUAGUUGCUUACGUAUCACCCCCUCUUUCUGUUGUAAAAGAGGGGUCCCAUUUAGGUCAUUCAAUCUGACACGGUAGUUUAAAGAAUUCCAUGCCCUGAUCCAACCAUGGAUCUCGCAUACGAUCACAUAGCCGAAGAAGCUCUCCCUAAGGACGGAAAUGAGGAUCGCGACGGAACCCAAAAUGGCGAAUCGUCCCAAAAGAAACCCGAACAUACUCUGAACGAAGAUCUUCAGGAGGCAUAUCGUGCAUUUUCUAGCAGUACUUGGGGUACAUGGCUCGGCGGAACUGUUGGUAACGUGAUCAAGCAGGGCGAGUCUGUAUACAGGGAGGCACAUCAAGAAGUUACCUUACUCGGCGCGGAUGCUACCAGGGGUCUUGCAAAUCUCCGUGCAAGAGCUCUCUCGUUGACUACAUCACCGCCUGUCAUUCCAGAACAGACAUCGCAGUCAUCCAGUGAUAAGGAGAAAGAUCCCGAGACUACCCCGACGACAGCGAGAGCUACCGGUCCCGACGAUCCGGCAAAAGAAUCCGAAACGGUUAUAUCACGGUUGAAGGCAGAGGCUGCGAAGCGCUUGAAGGAUAUCCAACGUGCGGAGGAUGCUGCCGAUGAGGCGCUUCUAAAGUUCGGCGGAAAUGUCCGAAAUUUCUUCCGUGAUGCUAUUAUCGUCAAGCCUGCUUCCGAGUCCGGUGACUCUCAGUCAACCGCCCGUCGCUUCGAAAGCAAGGAUGAAUCUGGAAAACGAGUAAUUCAUACUUCGAGAUACGAUGCACAGCUUCAUGUCAUUCACACGACCGAGAAGAGCUUUACCGAAGAUUCUGCUACUACCGAAUAUGCUGCAUGGGCAAAGACCUUCGAUGCGGAGAAGAAGACAGAGAAUAUCAGUGCCGACCUUGCGAAAUAUCCCGAACUACGAGCGAACAUGGAGAAGCUUGUCCCUGACAAAGUUCCUUAUGCCGACUUCUGGAAGCGAUACUAUUUCCUCAGACACAGUAUAGAGACAGCUGAAGCACGUCGCCGAGAUCUACUGAAGGCUGCAUCUGCCGAAGAAGAGAUCGGGUGGGGCGAGGAGUCGGAAAGCGAGGAAUCCGAGGAGGAAGAGGAUGAAGAAGAGUCGGAGGAGUCCGACGAAGAUACUGCUCCAGCUAAGCCGGUGGCAAAGCCAGCAAGACCAGCUUCGACCGAAUCUUCCACGACCAUUCACCCGCCUGCUCGUGCUGCCCCGGCCAAGGGACAUCUAAAGCCUGCAGAACCCCGAAAGUCUAACGACGAGAAGUCUCAACCCGACAGCGAUACCAGUUAUGACGUCGUUGGCGCGGCUUCCGGAAAUCCAAGCCAGGCCCCUAAUAGCCCAAUGGAAACUCGGAAAGCAGAGGACAGCGAUGACAGCGACGAUGAGGAAUGGGAGUAAUAGUGCUGUCUGAAGGUUGGCUUGUUGGCACUCUGCUGAUUUGAUUGAUAUGACUUUGGAGUUAUCGUUGGCGUCGGUUGGUUCUUUUCGGAUGGCUUCGAAUGCAUGAUAUUGUUCUCCCUGCUA
Molecule: messenger RNA, 1635 nt
Organism: Annulohypoxylon maeteangense
Lineage: Eukaryota; Fungi; Ascomycota; Sordariomycetes; Xylariales; Hypoxylaceae
Product: BSD-domain-containing protein
Exons: 3
Coding region: 205-1509 (434 amino acids)
Cellular component (GO): cytoplasm
Source: RefSeq, a predicted model, not a curated record